Messenger RNA from Mytilus trossulus (common blue mussel), 1880 nucleotides. RefSeq lists its product as uncharacterized. Bases 1 to 1827 code for a protein of 608 amino acids. The transcript is spliced from 13 exons. Lineage: Eukaryota; Metazoa; Mollusca; Bivalvia; Mytilida; Mytilidae. The record is from RefSeq and is a predicted model, not a curated record.
AUGAAGUUUACCAAGGUAUUCCAACAGAGAAGAGAUGGGUCCGUUGAUUUUGACAGGGUCUGGUUGCACUAUGAAAAUGGCUUUGGCGACCCGUACACAGAAUACUGGAUAGGAAACGAGGCAUUGCACCAUUUGACACUUUCUGGUGGAAAUGAAUUGCUUAUUUUGAUGCAGACAUGGGAUGGUGUUUGGAAGCAUGCAUAUUAUAUCGGCUUUUACAUCGGUCAUAAGAAUGACAAUUAUAGGCUUUACUUAUCGGAAUAUAGUGGCACAGCAGGUGACAGUCUGCUUAGGCUUGGUCAGGCGGGACAACAGUUUAGUACAAAAGAUGUCGAUAAUGACGCCUGGAACUCUAGGUGUAAUCCUACCUACCACAAGGGAGGCUUUUGGUUUAAAAACUGCUGCAGUGCCGAUUUGAAUGGAUUGUCUGUGGCAUUUAAUGGAAACGACCGCAGAUGUCAAGCUUUCAACAAAGAUUUUACCUAUCAAGUUGUUACAGGAACAUCUGAAAGUGGAUGGAGUCAUUAUGAAGUUUACCAAGGAAAUAUAUGCACGACACGAAUUAUAGCUUCCACAGCCAGAGAUUGUUCUGAGGUUCAAUCUCAAGGUUACAAUUGUAGUGGUGUGUAUACUAUAUCCCUUUCAAACGACAUUAAGAAAGAUGUUUGGUGUGACUUAUACACGCAAGGAGGUCGAUGGACAGUAUUCCAACAAAGAAGAGAUGGUUCCGUUGAUUUUGAUAGAAGCUGGUUGCACUAUGAAAAUGGCUUUGGUGACCCUAACACAGAAUACUGGAUAGGAAAUGAGGCUUUGUACCAUUUGACACUUGCUGGUGGAAAUGAAUUGCUUAUUUUAAUGCAGACAUGGGAUGGUGUAUGGAAGUAUGCACAUUAUACCGACUUUUAUAUCGGCCCCAAGAACGACAAUUAUACACUUUACUUAUCGGAAUAUAGUGGCACAGCAGGUGACAGUCUGCUGAUAUCUGGCCAGGCGGGACAACAAUUCAGUACAAAAGAUGUCGAUAAUGACGCCUGGGGCUCUACGUGCAAUCCUACCUACCAUAAGGGAGGGUUUUGGUUUGAAUACUGCUGCUUGGCUGACUUGAAUGGAUUUUAUUACAGUUCUGGGGUUGAUGCUGUUGGUUCAUGCCACUGGAGAAAUAUAUGCAAGACAGGAAUUAUAGCUACCACAGCCAGAGAUUGCUCUGAAGUACAAUCUCAAGGUCAUAAUUGUAGUGGUGUGUAUACUAUCUCCCCCUCCAUCGACAUUAAGAAAGAUGUUUGGUGUGAUCUAUAUACAUAUGGAGGUCGAUGGACAGUAUUCCAACAAAGAAGAGAUGGUUCCGUUGAUUUUGAUAGAAGCUGGUUGCACUACGAAAAUGGCUUUGGUGACCCUAACACAGAAUACUGGAUAGGAAAUGAGGCUUUGCACCAUUUGACACUUGCUGGUGGAAAUGAAUUGCUUAUUUUGAUGCAGACAUGGGAUGGUGUAUGGAAGUAUGCACAUUAUACCGACUUUUAUAUCGGCCCUAAGAACGACAAUUAUACGCUUUACUUAUCGGAAUACAGUGGCACAGCAGGUGACAGUCUGCUCAGUAAUGGCCAGGCGGAACAGCAAUUUAGUACAAAAGAUGUCGAUAAUGACUUCUGGAGCUCUAGGUGUAAUCCUACCUACCAUAAGGGAGGCUUUUGGUUUAAAUAUUGCUGCAGUGCUGAUUUGAAUGGACUUUAUUACAGUUCUGGGGUUGUUGCAUCAGAUUCAUGCCACUGGAUAACAUUUAAAGGUCGUCGAGAGUCUUUGAAAACCAUCUAUAUGAUGUUUCGAUAAUCAUGUUAGUACGGCUACUGCAAUACGGACUCACAGUGCAGAAACAAGGAGAG